This is a messenger RNA of Leptomonas pyrrhocoris, 653 nucleotides long. Its product is annotated as putative mitochondrial adrenodoxin-like protein,ferredoxin, 2fe-2s-like protein. Gene Ontology annotation, cellular component: mitochondrion. Gene Ontology annotation, molecular function: 2 iron, 2 sulfur cluster binding. The transcript has a single exon. Gene Ontology annotation, biological process: P450-containing electron transport chain. The coding region runs from base 243 to 653 and encodes 136 amino acids. Lineage: Eukaryota; Euglenozoa; Kinetoplastea; Trypanosomatida; Trypanosomatidae. The record is from RefSeq and is a predicted model, not a curated record.
GCUUACUAACGGGACACUCAUAAGCACAGCUUAUUGCGGACAAAGAGACAGCCCACUGCAGCACGAAUUGCCGUAUCUGGAACCGUCUGUUGACGUGCCAUUGGUAGUGCGACGAAGUGGAACGCGCGUUUCAUUCUUACUAACUGUCUGCUCUGGAGUUUUUUUUCCCCUACUGCUAAUUGCAGCGUGAGGUGUGCUAGACAGCCGCUUCAGCGCGCAUUCGAUGAUCUUCUAGGAAACGAAUGCGGAGGUGGUGUUUACGGUCGCGACAGCGGGCAGGUCUUGCCGGUGCAGCGAACGCUUUGACUGCCUGCACAUUGCUGUACAGCACACGCGGUAAAGUGAAGGUGCACGUCAAGACGCGAGAUGGCAUGUGCCAAGAUAUCGAUGCACCUGUCGGCAUCACCUUAAUGGAGGCGUUGCGCGAUGUCGCAAAGCUUGAUGUGGCCGGUAGUUGCAAUGGAAACGUGGAAUGUGGCACCUGUCACGUCCACCUUUCGGAGGCAUCCUUUGAAAAAACUCCGGCACCUUCGGAGAGAGAAGUGGACCUUUUGGCGAAGGCGCUGGAGGUCCUCGAAACGUCGCGACUGUCGUGCCAAGUCGUUGUGUCAGAGAAGCUUGAUGGCUUGGAAGUGGAGUUGCCGACCUAUUGA